Cannabis sativa is the source of this 2083-nucleotide messenger RNA. Its product is annotated as sialyltransferase-like protein 1. Gene Ontology annotation, biological process: pollen tube growth; pollen germination. The transcript has 11 exons. The record is from RefSeq and is a predicted model, not a curated record. Lineage: Eukaryota; Viridiplantae; Streptophyta; Magnoliopsida; Rosales; Cannabaceae. The coding region runs from base 284 to 1717 and encodes 477 amino acids. Gene Ontology annotation, molecular function: sialyltransferase activity.
UAUUGUUUUUGUUAUUAUUUUAAUUUCUCCCUUUUCUUAUUCUUUCCGUAAAAUGGGCUUAAUAGAUAUUCUUAACUCAGAAAUUUGUGGGUUAGGAACCAAACCAGUGCGAACUCAGCUACAUCGCCGGAGACCUACCAGACCAGAGCUCCGGUCAGGGAUCGACGACGGGGUUCAUCUACUCUAAGGCGAGAUCUAGUUGGCCAGGGACGGUUGAAGACCGACCUUAAAGGUUUCGCAGAUCUCCAUUUCUGUAUAUGAUUGCUUAGGCUAUGAGCUUACAAUGAGGUCUCUUCAGAAAGCUCAUAGCCAUGGAAAGCGCCCUACGGUUAUAUAUUUGGUGUUUGCUGCUGCAUUUUUCGCUCUUCUCGUUUUCGGAAUCCAAUUCUCUUUGUUCACAGGUGCUCCUUCCAAUUCAAAUCAAAACAAAUUUGAGAAGUUAGAUCUGAAGACUCUUCAACAUGUCCGAAUUCUUGAGGAGUUUCAGUCCAAUGUUCAACAAUGCGUGGCAAACAGAGGCCUUGGACUCACUGCUCAUAUAACUGAUCAUUGUAACUUGGUCCUUAAGUUUCCACAAGGCACUAACAGCACCUGGUACAAUGAGCAAUUCAAAGUUUUUGAACCAUUGGAGUACAAGUACAACAUUUGUGAGACACUUCUACUUUGGGAACAGUAUCGUAACAUGACUACUGUGCUCACUAGAGAGUAUCUAGAUGUUCGGCCGGAUGGGUGGGAAGACUAUGCAGCAAAAAGGAUAGCACAGUUGGGAGCUGAUAAAUGCUACAACCGGACACUAUGUGAGGAACAUCUCAAUUUGAUUUUACCAGCAAAACCCCCUUUCCAUCCUAGACAGUUCCGCACCUGUGCAGUUGUUGGAAAUUCAGGAGAUCUUUUAAAGACUGAGUUUGGAGAAGAGAUUGAUGGUCAUGAUGUUGUAAUACGUGACAAUGAGGCUCCUGUUAAUAAGAAAUAUGCCAAGUAUGUUGGGCUGAAGAGGGAUUUUCGACUUGUGGUUAGGGGUGCUGCUCGUAACAUGGUUGCCAUUCUAAAUGGGUCGGAUACUGAAGUACUCAUAAUCAAAAGUGUGAUACAUAGAGACUUCAAUACAAUGAUCAAGAAAAUUCCAAAUCCAGUUUAUCUUUUUCAAGGAAUUGUGCUACGUCGUGGUGCGAAAGGAACUGGAAUGAAAUCCAUAGAACUAGCACUCUCCAUGUGUGACAUUGUUGACAUUUAUGGUUUCACAGUUGACCCUGGCUAUACUGAAUGGACAAGAUACUUCUCUACACCCAGGAAAGGGCACAACCCCCUGCAAGGAAGAGCAUAUUACCAGCUCCUAGAAUGCCUCGGUGUUAUUAGGAUCCAUUCACCCAUGAGAUCCAAGAGGAAACAGGAUUGGGCAGAUGUGCCGACUAGAGAAAUGAUACAACAAGCUCAUGCAGCGGCCUUGUAUUUGAAGAGGGGUGAAACUGGCGAUUUGGGUCAGUUUGGUAGUUGUAAGGUGUGGGGGAAUGUGAGCCCUGAAAGCGAUGGACCUGUGUCGGGGUCUCCAGAUAUGAGCAGUGUAAGAAAGUCAUCAAAUUACAGUAAAUGGGAAGUUAUGCCUUUUGAGAGUUUGAGAGAAGCAGCACAGGAACACUAUCAUCAAAUGGAGGGAGUGUCUCUAUACAAAAUGGAUGGAAACAAAUUGGAUGAUUUAGUAUGCGUGAGACACUCGUAAAAAGAUGGCAUUCUAACCAUGGCGGCCGCGCCUAACAAGGUACUCCCAUUUUUGUUUUCUGGAAUUUCAAGUGAAAGGGCAUGUGAAUUGAGCUUUUGUGCUGCUGCUACUCUGCAUGUUCGGCUAUUUUCGGAUAAACUAGCACGAGUAGCAGCAGCAGUGGCGGUCAUCGAAACCUAUAAUCAUUUUAGUGAGGAUUUCAGGGAAGGGAUAUAGUGUGUUACAUGGAAAAUACAAUAAACUUUUGUCUGUAAUUUUCUUCUUAGUUUUGGUGAUGGGGUCAUAUCUAGGUUUGAUAUUGUACUAAGUAAUGUAGCAAUUGAAUUCAAUGAAAGUAUAUUAAUUAUAUUACUAUGAUCUUAAAAA